UGUAUGCCUUCACUGCUGAGUGAGCAAAGCACGCUUGGCUCUAUCAGCUGAGAGGAAACCGACAGAAAGAAAAUAUACACAGACUCAGAGAGCAGCGAGGCUCAAAGAGGAGGGGCCUGUCCAUAGGACAGAGCAAAAUGGGAGGAGAGGAAAGAGGGGAAUGCUAGCACAUGAAGUGGCUUUUGUAUCCAAGAUAUUUUGGAGGGGCGCGAAUGAGAGAAAGGAAGAAAACAGGGAGUGAAAAGGAGGGGGGUGGCUCCAGCCCAGAGAAAAGGAGACGACAGGGGGAGUCCUGAUGGGUCUUCUGAUUUGUGAAUGUGUGUGAGACGAAGAGAGGAGAGGUAGCAGCACGAAAACAACACUUAGAAAAGAGGAGGUGUAGCUACCAGGGCCAACCAAACCAGCUGCACAGAAGGAAUAACUUUGGCAAGAGCUGCGUGCUUACAAAGUGUCAUUCUCAACCCUGUUUAUGCAGGAGGAAGGAAGAGGAGGUUACAGCAACCUGAGCACAACCUGAUCCACCAAGGACACCAAGUCACCAAAGAAACCAACUACUAACUCACCGAGAAACAUCCACUUCACUCUUAAAAGGUGUUUCUGGGUGUAAUGCCCCUGUCAUGAUGUGGCAGUCAUGUGGAAGCACAGCUCCAGGUGAAGAGGAAGGGCGAGCCUGGUUGUCAGCCAUUAAAAUAGGAAUUCCCUUCAGACUUUGCUCCAACAAUAGCUCCGAGACAGAUCCUCUCUGGGGCCAUCACUGACACACUGCCUCAUUGUUUCUGUGUUCAUUUCUUCCACUCCGGCUUCCUCUGGAGCUGACUGGUUUCCCUGUUGCCUAUCUUGGGAUGUUGGUGUUGUUCCUUGCCUGUUGCUGUGGAGAUCAAUGGACUUUUUUAUUAGACCAUUUCAGAAACAAUCUCCAGAUGUUGUGUGAAGUUAGGCCAGGACAGGCGCAGAGGUGUGGUGUUCAACUUCCUUGUUCACAUCAGACUACAUCACCACAGAAACGGUAGAUCUCCAACUUCCUGUGGCUCAGUGCUCCGCCUCAGAGUGUUUUGGCUUUUUGCACAAAACCUAGUUUCCUGCAGAAAAAACAUGAGGCACAUCCAUGUGGAUCUGGCCCACAAAAAGGCCCCAUUAGAGCUUCCAGCCCACGAGGGGGAUCUGCCACCUCCCACAGCCCCCACUCAGGGCAUAGACCCUGGGCUCAGACCUGGGGCUCCCAGGCACUAUGGUCAGGAAGAGCUCCGACUCCAAAAGGUAUACCAGCUCUCCAUUUUCUCCCAGCUGGGGGGAUUUUCUACCUCCACAGAAGCCCACAGUGAUCCACAACUGAGGCCUGUCCGAAUGGGUGUCAAGAGGGGUCUGGAAGACCCCCAUUUGACUCACAAGCACCCCCACCUGGCUGACUGCACUGAUGCAGAGGGGCCUGAGGAUGCUCCUCUCUGUGGCCCUGUUCCUGGCUGGAGCUCUGUCUAUCCUUGCACUCAAAUGGAGCACAGAGACUCUGAAGGGGGGCGGUCUCCCAGGUCUCCCCCAAUGUCACCCAGCCAUAACCCCUCUCGCCGGGUCACGCAGCACCAUGACAGAGCUGAUAUUUUCACUCCUCUCUCACCCAAACCUCCCCCCAUGUGUGACCAAGGCCUUUCAUUUGGGACCUCCAGAACUGAGACUACGAACGGGGCUCGCACCCCUUCAGUGUCCCUCGGCAGCCCUGGGCACGAGAGCAGCAGUAAUGGUGGUGCUCAGCCUAGUCCAUAUCCAUAUGACAUGUCCACAUAUGAAAGUCCCAGUCCAGCCAGUCCCACCAGCCCCCCAGGCCCCUUCUCUCCCCCUCACCACACAGAGCUGCAGGAGCCAGGCGAGGCCACUGAGUGGGAUGUGGGACUGGAGUCAUCUCCACCUGAGCGCAGUGCCACGCAGACUGCCUCCUACUCCAAUGGCCUUCCCUCCUCAGAGAAGACCCCCAGCAAUGGUCACCGCUGGUCCAGUGGAGGCCAUCACCACCCUGUUAAAAAGAGGCUGCUGUCACCAGGUGACACUGCUGAGUCCUGUUCAGAAGACGAGGGACCCUCCACCUCCAAGAGGAGUAGGCUGUCUCUGCUCACUCAAGGCUUAGGCCUGGACUCCUGUCGUAGCACUGACUCUAAAGCUGCUCCCUACUGGAACCACCUGCUGCCGUCUGCACGGGACCGGCCCAAGGUAACUACAGAUUGCACUCGACAAGGAAGAAGGCUAAAGAAUGGAAUUAGACUGAAAAGCCGCCAGCUCCGCAGUGGCAGACACGCAGACUUUGGACGCUCCCCUCGCUCCAGUGGACUCAGUGCCUCUAUCAGCAAAUCAUUACUGGGCAACUUUGAGGAGUCCAUGUUAAAGGGGCGCUUCUCCCCUUCAGGCUCCAUCGAAGGCUUCACAGCGGAGAUCGGUGCCAGCGGCUCUUACUGUCCACAGCAUGUCACUCUGCCUGUCCAGGUCACUUAUUAUGACAUCUCUGAGCACAGCGCGCCCUCACCCUUCCUGGGGGUAGUAUCCCUGGAGCCUCUGGGAAAGAAAGGAUACAGCAUACCCAAAGCAGGGACCAUUCAAGUGACCUUAUUUAAUCCAAACAAAACUGUGGUGAAGAUGUUCUUGGUGACCUAUAACUUCAGUGACAUGCCGAUCAAUCACAUGACCUUCCUACGGCACCGGAUCUUCCUGAUGCCUGUGGAGGAGGGAGCUGAGGGCAAAGGAGAGGCAUCACCUGCAGGGGGCGCCGAUAGGAGGAAAAUACUUUGCUACCUAAUACAUCUCAGAUUCCAGAGCUCCAAAUCUGGGAAGAUCUACUUGCACAAUGAUAUCCGGCUGCUAUUCUCCCGAAAAUCCAUCGAGGUGGACACAGGGAUUCCUUAUGAGCUGAAAUCUUUCACCGAGGUGCCAAAAAACCCCAAAUACUCUCCCCGUGUUUGACCUCAGCUUGACCUUUGAACUCCCAGCAUCCGCUACAAGAGGAAUGAAUGGGCCGGACAGACGAACUAGAUUGGUUUGAUAAAGACGCUACAAAAUGCACACAGCAAGACACAAGAGCACAUAAAAAGUUUACCAUUGUGAAAGUCCCCUUGUAUUGCUUUUGCUCAAGACCAUCAAAAGAAUCUUCCAUUAAAAGAGUCCAAAAGGGGACCUUGCAACAAAAGAGUUCACCUGUAAAGAAAAGAAUAAAAGAAUGCAGAGAAGAGACUUGUGAAGCCUCUUGCACAGCACAUAUGAAACACAAAAGAUGGGACUGGUGACCCUUCCGUUCAGUGUUAACAUGCAUGCCUUGUGACUUUAAACACCUGGAUUUCCUCUAGUGCCGUACCAUGCUGUCCUUCAGUCUGCCUCCACAUCCAAACACACACAUACAGAGAUACAGAUAAACUAAAGCUACACAAUAUAGAUACAAAAGUCUCGUUGGGAAUGUUGUAACAGUGAGAUUAGUCACAUUUAUAAUACUUUUUUUAGCAAUUUUUCUGGGACUAAGUUGUAUAAACAAUGCUAAAUUGGUCUUUUUAACCAUGUUUUAUUUAUUAUUUAAGUUGUGACACAUUUUUAUUGCGAGCCUGAUUACGUUUGGAUUUAUAUUGAGGACCAUGGCCAAUUUGCAACAUACUGUAUUAUUUAGCUCUAAGAUCAAUAUUUAGUGGGUUGGAGUCUUAUAAAAGUGUAAAAACUGCAGAUAACACUAGCAAAGCCAGAUAAUGUUGACAACACUGCAUCAAUAUAAUUGGACCAAUUGGCUGACCACUGUGAUAGUUCCCAAAGCCAUGUAAUAUUGAAGUCAGACUGAGGGACAGUGUGUUUGUUUUACUUUUAAGUUCUUUAGCCUCUGAUCAGAAUAGCAGUAUGAUGUUGGAGCAGAAAACAAAAAACAAAAUGUAGUAUUUUUAAUUUAUGUUUUUUCGCAAAUGUCUUAACAAUAAGCAAUAUGCUGCACAAACUAGAGUGUGUUCUUCUGCAGACGAGCUUCUCUCUGGAGGUCCACAGGCCAAGGAAGCGAAGACUUAAGAGUGAAGUUAUGAUGGGAGGGGAAGGAGGGGGGUAUUUAAAAUGGGAUAUGUAUAUUUAAAAGAAUAAACUCUGCGCCUGGCGGGUACAACCUGUUUGUUGUUGUCAUUUACAUUAAAUCAAGUUCAUACUGUAGCUUUUGGCACGUCGGUUAGAACUGUCAUGAAUGAUUUCCACUCUUCUCACAUAGGAUAGGAACCUUUACAGUCCUAAACUUCCCAUCACUUCCUGGCCUGGUAAAACUGCAGCCAGGUAAAAACAGAGGAACUUUUCGUUAAUGUUUGCAUAGCCGCCCAAAGCCAACAGAGUGUGUGAAUGCCAAGUGUGGCACUGCUGUAAGAAGAAGUUGUGCUCUGUGAAUGUAUGGCUAAAAAAACAGUGAGCCAUAUAUACUCUAUGCCCACAACUGUUUAUCCAGGAGCAAGAUAAUGAAUUGAUAUUGACUACAGUGUAGUUGUGUUUUUUCAUUCCAAAACUGCUGUGUGAGUAGUGUCCUUAAGCCUUCUCUGUGGGAUACAUGGGUGUGACUAACUCACAGAACAGAUGGACUUGAUAAAGUAGUAGCUUGUCAAGAAUCUCACUUUCAAAAAUCACUAAAGAGUUAUUUACCAUAAUGAACAACAACAUUCAUUCAGUCUACAUGCCUAUAUUUGCCAACAUUUUGGUUCUAGUUGGUGCCCUGGCUUUGCAGUUAGCUGUGUUUUGGGACCCCUGGUGUCUGACAUUAGUAUUACAUCUUCAAAUCUGAACCUGCAACUUUCUUUCAAGUAAAGAUUCAGGUUUAGGUAGUGCCUUAAUGAAUGAGCAAGGUUAAUGUUAUGCAUUGUAUUCAUAGCAUUGCGACUACUACUAUUACAA
Molecule: messenger RNA, 4875 nt
Organism: Boleophthalmus pectinirostris (great blue-spotted mudskipper)
Lineage: Eukaryota; Metazoa; Chordata; Actinopteri; Gobiiformes; Gobiidae
Gene: atosb
Product: atos homolog protein B
Exons: 10
Coding region: 1093-2943 (616 amino acids)
Source: RefSeq, a predicted model, not a curated record